Molecule: messenger RNA, 1883 nt
Organism: Brachypodium distachyon (stiff brome)
Lineage: Eukaryota; Viridiplantae; Streptophyta; Magnoliopsida; Poales; Poaceae
Product: epimerase family protein SDR39U1 homolog, chloroplastic
Exons: 9
Coding region: 138-1193 (351 amino acids)
Source: RefSeq, a predicted model, not a curated record
GCAACCAUUUUUUGGACCGAGAAAGAGCAAAUAGCCGGAGGGUGCUGCAGUUGAGCCCUUAUCCAAAGCAAAGCAAAUUUGAGGCUAGAACAAACAAACAGGCACGUACGUGCUGCGCUGUGCUGUUUGCCAUUGCCAUGGCCAUGGCCGUGGGCGCCGGCUUCUCCUUCUUCCCCACCCGCUUAAGCUUAAACCACCCAAAGGCGACGGCGACGGCAACAGCAACGGUGAGGACGAGAAUAUGCCGCUGCGCCCUCAAGGCUGCUGAGAUGACGGUGUCCAUCACUGGAGCCACCGGCUUCAUUGGACGCAGAUUGGUGCAAAAGCUUUUAUCCGAUGAUCAUAAGGUCUGCGUCUUGACACGCUCCGCCACCAAGGCCGCUUCAGUUUUCCCUCCUUCUGCCUAUCCGGGAAUUAGAAUCGCUGAGCUUGAAGACUGGGAGCAGUGUGUCAAGGGUUCCACUGCCGUUGUUAACUUGGCAGGAAUGCCAAUCAGCACAAGGUGGUCACCUCAAAUUAAGAGGGAAAUUAUGCAGAGCAGGAUCAAUGCCACAUCCAAGGUUGUGGAUCACAUCAAUAAUGCCGGAGCUGACGCUCGGCCCUCUGUCUUUGUGAGUGCCACAGCUAUCGGUUACUACGGUACAAGUGAAACCAAUAGCUUCGAUGAGACAAGCCCAUCAGGCAAUGACUACCUAGCAGAGGUGUGUAGAGAAUGGGAAGGCAGGGCGCGGCAAGUAAAUGAGGAGGAUGUACGGCUAGUGCUCCUUCGGAUAGGAGUUGUUCUUGGCAAGGACGGUGGUGCUCUGGCCAAGAUGAUCCCCCUUUUCAUGAUGUUUGCCGGUGGACCUCUGGGCACGGGACGACAAUGGUUCUCUUGGAUUCAUGUGGACGAUCUGGUGGAUCUCAUCUACGAGUCUCUCAAGAACCCGGCGUACAGAGGGGUGAUCAAUGGCACGGCCCCCAACCCGGUGCGGCUGUCGGAGAUGUGUGAGCGCCUGGGGCAAGUGAUGGGGCGGCCGUCGUGGCUGCCGGUGCCGGAGUUGGCGUUGAAAGCCGUGCUGGGCGAAGGCGCCACGGUGGUGUUGGAAGGGCAGAAGGUUCUUCCCGUGAGGGCCAGCCAGCUGGGCUUCUCCUACCGAUACCCCUACGUCGGAGACGCUCUCAAGGCCAUUGCCAAAGACCUCGUCCCCUGAACUGAAUCCUGAUCGAUCGAGCUUUUUUAUACUUGAUUCAUUAGUUGCUCUCUGCAUCUGCAAUUCUUCAUUUCUUAACAUUAUAAGAAGGAAUACUUUUUACUCCUAGAUCGAUAUGCAUAUAUGCAUUGAAAUAUAUGUGUAUAUAAUGUGCGUUUGAAUGCAUGAUGGUUAAUAAUUAGAUGCAUGCUCGCGUAUCCUCCGGCCGACCGGAGAGACAUAUAUGGAUGCUGAGUCCAUGGAUAAAUAGGAGGACGGUGUUGCGUGUUGUGGGAUAUAUGAGGAGGAGGAUGAGGGGCGUGCGUGUCGCCGCUGCUGCAUUUGCGGUGCUGCUGCUGCUGACGCCGGCGACGGCGCACAUCAGGAUGGAGGUGGCGACGGAGGAAGACGAGAUGGAGCACAUGGGCCACGCUCACCACGCUGGCCCGCUGCAGGACCUCGUCGGCGUCGCCGCACGCAUCCACCAGCACAUGCUCGACAGUGUCUAUGGCCGGCGCUCCCAGGAAGCUGCAGCAGGCACAUAAUAAAAUCCCCUCAAUUCAAUCGCGUGCGUGCGUGAAGGAAAUUAAGCUAAUUGCACUAUGUAAUGUAUGUAUAUAUCUACUCCAGGAAACUAGAGGCUGUACGUGUUUUGUAGUGUAGCGCAAGCCUUAAUUUGCGCGUAAAUUACUUUAUAUUUUCCAGCUUGUA